This is a messenger RNA of Schizophyllum commune H4-8, 1824 nucleotides long. RefSeq names its product IMP dehydrogenase. Gene Ontology annotation, biological process: GTP biosynthetic process. The record is from RefSeq and is a predicted model, not a curated record. Gene Ontology annotation, molecular function: IMP dehydrogenase activity. Bases 17 to 1672 code for a protein of 551 amino acids. Gene Ontology annotation, cellular component: cytoplasm. Lineage: Eukaryota; Fungi; Basidiomycota; Agaricomycetes; Agaricales; Schizophyllaceae. The transcript has 4 exons.
GGCACUUUCGCCCACCAUGUCUGCCCUCCUCUCCCCCGCCAAUGCGCUCGAGCACCUCAAGACGUACUCCCGCAAUGAUGGUCUGGCCGUCACCGACCUCAUGGACUCGACGCGCCACGGAGGGCUCACCUACAACGAUUUCCUCCUCCUUCCCGGGAAGAUCGACUUCCCCGCGUCCGACGUCCUGACGGAGAGCCGCAUCACGCGCAACGUCGUCCUCAAAACCCCCUUCAUCAGUAGCCCGAUGGACACCGUGACUGAGGGGGAGAUGGCGAUCGCGAUGGCGCUGCUUGGUGGGCUGGGUGUUAUCCACCACAACCAGUCGCCGGAGUCGCAGGCCGCCAUGGUGCGCGCGGUGAAGCGUCACGAGAAUGGUUUCAUCUCGGAGCCCGUCGUCCUCUCCCCGACCCAGACCGUCGCGGACGUGCUCGACAUCAAAAGCCGCCUUGGUUUCUGCGGCAUCCCCAUCACUGACACUGGCGCUGUUGGUGGCAAGCUUGUUGGCAUCGUCACGUCUCGCGAUGUCCAGUUCCGCGAGGAGAACACGCCCCUUUCGCAGGUCAUGACCACCGAGCUCGUCACUGCCCCGCAGGGUGUGACCCUCACCGAGGCUAACACCAUCCUCCGUGACUCGAAGAAGGGCAAGCUCCCCAUCGUCAACAACAAGGGGGAGCUCGUCUCCCUUCUCUCGCGCUCUGACUUGCUCAAGAACCAGUCGUACCCUCUCGCAUCGAAGAACCCGGAGAGCAAGCAGCUCUACGCGGCCGCUGCUGUCGGCACCCGUCCCUCCGACCGCGACCGUCUGGCCCACCUCGUCGAAGCGGGCCUCGACAUCGUCGUCCUUGAUUCCUCGCAGGGCAACUCGGUCUUCCAGAUCGACAUGAUUAAGUAUAUCAAGUCGACGUACCCCAAGCUCGAGGUCAUCGCCGGAAACGUCGUCACCCGCGAGCAGGCCGCGUCGCUCAUUGCUGCUGGCGCUGACGCUCUUCGCGUCGGUAUGGGCUCUGGUUCCAUCUGCAUCACGCAGGAGGUCAUGGCUGUCGGCCGCCCGCAGGCCACUGCCGUUUACGCCGUUGCCGAGUUCUCCAACAAGUUCGGCGUCCCCGUCAUCGCUGAUGGUGGUGUCAGCAACGUCGGCCACAUCGUCAAGGCCCUCGCCCUCGGCGCCGGCGCUGUCAUGAUGGGCGGUCUCCUCGCCGGCACGGAGGAAGCGCCGGGCGAGUACUUCUACCACGAUGGCAAGCGCGUCAAGGCCUACCGCGGCAUGGGCAGUCUGGAGGCGAUGGAGCAGAACAAGCCGGCCGGCAGCAACGCGAAGGUCAACAACGUUCGCGAGUCCGCGUCGAGCAAGUACCCCGCGCCCAAGAACAACCCCACCCUCGAGAACGCGGCGACGUCGCGCUACUUCUCCGAGAGCAGCGUGGUCAAGGUCGCGCAGGGUGUCAGCGGUGACGUGCAGGACAAGGGCAGCGUCAAGGCGUUCCUGCCCUACCUGUACGUCGGUGUACAGCACUCCUUCCAGGACGUUGGUGUGAAGAGCGUGACGGAGCUUCGUGAGGGUGUCGCGGCGGGCAAGGUUCGCUUUGAGCUGCGUACCGCUAGCGCGCAGCUCGAGGGAGGUGUGCACGGUCUCAACUCGUACACCAAGAGGCUCUACAGUGCGGCGGCUUAGAUGUGUUUGGGUUUUAGCAUUUAGUGUAGUUGUGUUGUAUCUUGCAUAUCACUGUAGCAUUAUUCUUUUCGGGCAUCGGGUGUCUGUAGCAAUAUUAAAGGAUUUUCUGGGCAUACUGAGGCCAUGUCGGUGUGUUUGCUGGUCUAUUGUCC